Lemur catta (Ring-tailed lemur) is the source of this 2108-nucleotide messenger RNA. It is a transcript of the gene CRLF3, whose product is annotated as cytokine receptor like factor 3. The coding region runs from base 72 to 1148 and encodes 358 amino acids. Gene Ontology annotation, molecular function: protein binding. The transcript has 8 exons. Lineage: Eukaryota; Metazoa; Chordata; Mammalia; Primates; Lemuridae. The record is from RefSeq and is a predicted model, not a curated record.
AGCGCCGGGCCGCUCGGCGGCGCCGGGCACAGUUGGGAACCCGCGCCCGCAGCCGCUGGCCGCGCGGCCGGAUGAGGGGGACGAUGGAAGUGGAGCCCGAGGUGCUGCUGCAGGAGGCCCGCGAGAACGUGGAGGCGGCGCAGAGCUACCGGCGGGAGCUCGGCCAUCGGCUGCAAGGGUUGCAGGAGGCGCGGAGGCAGAUCAAAGAGAGUGCAUCACAAACAAGGGAUGUUCUGAAACAGCAUUUUAAUGAUUUAAAGGGAACCCUUGGGAAGCUCCUGGAUGAGCGAUUGGUGACCCUUUUGCAGGAAGUGGACACUAUUGAACAGGAGACCAUUAAACCACUAGAUGACUGUCAGAAGCUCAUAGAACACGGAGUUAACACUGCAGAGGACUUAGUCCGAGAAGGUGAGAUCGCCAUACUUGGUGGUGUAGGAGAACAAAAUGAAAAACUGUGGAGCUUUACCAAAAAGGCCUCACAAAUUCAACUGGACAGCUUACCAGAAGUGCCUUUAUUGGUUGAUGUGCCUUGUUUAUCUGCUCAGUUGGAUGACUCAGUUCUUAACAUAGUGAAAGACCACAUUUUUAAGCAUGGAACAGUAGCAUCUCGCCCACCAGUACAGAUAGAAGAACUAAUAGAGAAACCUGGAGGCAUCAUAGUACGAUGGUGUAAGGUGGAUGACGACUUCACAGCCCAAGAUUACAGGCUCCAGUUCCGUAAAUGUACUUCAAAUCAUUUUGAGGACGUAUAUGUAGGUUCGGAAACUGAAUUCAUAGUAUUGCACAUAGACCCCAAUGUUGAUUAUCAGUUCAGAGUCUGUGCCCGAGGAGAUGGCCGACAGGAGUGGAGUCCGUGGAGCGUCCCCCAGAUAGGGCAUUCCACGUUGGUGCCUCAUGAGUGGACAACUGGUUUUGAGGGGUACAGUCUGAGCAGUCGAAGAAAUAUAGCACUCCGGAAUGAUUCUGAAUCCUCAGGUGUUCUCUACUCCCGUGCUCCAACUUAUUUCUGUGGGCAGACGUUGACAUUCAGAGUUGAAACUGUGGGACAGCCAGACAGAAGAGACAGCAUAGGAGUGUGUGCAGAAAAACAGAACGGAUAUGAGUCUCUGCAGCGGGAUCAAGCUGUGUGCAUUAGUACCAAUGGUUAGAAAACUUAGGCUCAAGAGAUGUGAACUCAUUUGUUUACAGUCAUGGCUAGUUUUACCAGAACUCUAGCCCAUACCUGUUCUACUGCUGACCCCCAGCUCUUAACUGGUGUGCUCCUGGACGGAGUGGACACUAAAGGGAAAGCCACAGCUGAAGAUAGUAACUGGCAGUGGGGUAAGUGGUAGAAAUGCCUGGCAUGUCACUGAAGAAAGACUGACUAAAUCUGCCCAAAAUGCUCAGAGAGCAAAGUACUCUGUGAGCCAGUUCUUAAUAGAUGAGAAAUUUGAUAAGCUCAGAACUGGCACCUGAAGCAGAAGGGAAAGAAUUUGCAGUCACAGUGGAGGGAAGAACAGGGUGUGUGAGGGCAUGCCCCAAGAUCAUGGUGGUGGGAGUGCCAUUGAGACUGCAGUGAAGGUCUGAGGCUGCAAUGGCAGGAGAGGAGUCUGCAAGAAUAGACUGGCAUCACAUUGUAAGGUUUAUAUACCAAGUUAAAUAAUUCAUAUUUAAUCUUAUAGGUAAAAAUAAUUAUUUUCAAAAGAUGAAUUAGAAGAAAAGAUACUAGUCAGUAGACUGUCAUCCUAAAUAGAUAUUAAGCUGUGAAAUGGGCCAGUGGCAGUAGGGAUGUAUAUCCAAUAGAUGCUUAAAUUAGACCCAAAAGGAAUUGAUGAUUGAUGUGAAGGUAGGGGUGAGGAAGAGAGUUAAACUGAAUUUGUAGCUUGACUGUUGGUGACAUCCAUAAUUAGAGAAGUAAUAGUCCCACUCUGCCUUCACUGAAGUAGAAAAUAAUGUUUAGUUUUGACUUGUGCUCUUUAAGAAGGACAUUAGCAAAUGUAAUUUGUUUAAAUAAGAGUAUGGAAAAAUCUGAUGUUUUCUCUGUACCAUACUAUUUUAGGUCAUUAAAUAUGAAAUGUCCGAUUUUGAAUCAAAAGUUUAGUUUAUUAUGUCUCAAAUAAGAAGCAGUA